This is a messenger RNA of Achroia grisella, 1798 nucleotides long. It is a transcript of the gene SppL, whose product is annotated as signal peptide peptidase-like 3. Bases 256 to 1437 code for a protein of 393 amino acids. Gene Ontology annotation, biological process: membrane protein proteolysis. Lineage: Eukaryota; Metazoa; Arthropoda; Insecta; Lepidoptera; Pyralidae. The record is from RefSeq and is a predicted model, not a curated record. Gene Ontology annotation, cellular component: cytoplasmic side of endoplasmic reticulum membrane; lumenal side of endoplasmic reticulum membrane; Golgi-associated vesicle membrane. The transcript is spliced from 11 exons. Gene Ontology annotation, molecular function: aspartic endopeptidase activity, intramembrane cleaving.
GCAAUGUUUGUCUAUGGCAGUAUGGCUGUCCAAUAUUGUCCAUACAAUUUCGGUGUACUUUAGUGGUGUUUAUUUGAGAAAAUAUAACUUUCAUGUAAUAAUAUUGUAUCUGUAGUAGUUAAUUAUUAAUUAAUAAAAUAUGGAGUCAUUGGGCUGAUAGUUUAUAAAUAUUUAAAACAGUCCUCUUGAGGAGUGACUCCAGACAAAAAAAAUUGUGACCAUCAGUGGCGCGGCUGGACAUAGCGGUAGAAGAAGAUGGCACAAGUCGGAGCCAACAUGGAGUACCAGGAAUACAAGUGGGCAUACUCAAUCAUGGAUUCAUCCAAGGUGUCGGCGUGCCUGAUCUCCAUGCUACUGAUCGUGUAUGGUAGUUUCCGUUCCUUGAACAUGGAGCGAGAAGCACGGGAGAGGGCCGAGAGAGAACGGGAAGCCUCACUGCUGGGCGGUAAACCUACCCCUACCACGUCUACUAAUAAUAAUGUACAAACUCUAAACACAAUGCAGGCACUGUGUUUCCCCCUCGGAUCGUCAGUGGCGCUACUGAUCAUGUUUUUCUUCUUCGAUUCAAUGCAGACCCUCGUCGCGAUAUGCACAGCAAUAAUAGCGUGCGCGGCGCUGGCGUUCCUGCUGACGCCGCUGUGCCAGUACGUGGCCGGCAGCGCGGGCGUGGGCUCGCGCGGCGCCGUCUGCGGACGGUACUCGGCGCCCGAGCUGGCGGCCGCGCUGCUCGCCGCCGCCAUCGUCGCCGUCUGGGUGCUCACCGGCCACUGGCUGCUCAUGGACGCUAUGGGCAUGGGUUUGUGCGUUACAUUUAUCGCACUGAUCCGGCUGCCGUCUUUGAAGGUGUCCACACUGCUGCUCACGGGCCUCCUUCUCUACGACGUGUUCUGGGUCUUCUUCUCGUCCUAUAUUUUCACAACAAAUGUCAUGGUCAAAGUUGCCACCAGACCCGCAGAGAACCCUAUGAACGUGGUGGCGCGGCGGCUGCAGCUGGGUGGCGCUAUGCGAGAUGCGCCCAAGCUGUCUUUACCCGCAAAACUGGUGUUCCCGUCCAUGCACCAUCAGGGACACUUCUCCAUGCUUGGUCUUGGUGAUAUUGUUAUGCCUGGAUUGCUAUUAUGUUUUGUCCUACGCUAUGAUGCUUACAAGAAAGCAACAUUGGUAUGCCAAAUGGGUCAGGUGCCUGGUCCCAGGUCUAUGAGUUCCCGUCUGACAUACUUUCAUUGCUCGCUGCUCGGCUACUUCCUGGGGCUACUGACUGCGACGGUGUCUGCGGAGGUGUUCAAGGCAGCGCAGCCGGCUCUGCUCUAUCUCGUGCCCUUCACGCUACUGCCGCUGCUCACCAUGGCCUACGUGAAGGGCGAUUUAAGAAGAAUGUGGAGUGAACCAUUUAUAACUCCACCGAAUGGCAAGAGCAGCGCGGACUUCGACGUGUGACUGGCUACAGGCUCGCUCGUCAUCUUCUCCGCUUGAGAGACUUCGCCCGCCGCCACGCUGCGCCUGCGUACACUCAGUUAGAUGGUAUACUCACUUACCGAGAUCGAUUAUGGAUUCUCUCUAUGGUAGAUUUUUACUUUUAUAUCUUCAUAUUGUGCUAAGGAAUUCUCCGAAUAAGUAUCAUUUCGAAAUGUAUAACAAAAAUGAAAUGGGAGCGCCGCAGAGUCAAAUAUAUAAUAUUUGCCUCUAUGUAAAGUAUCGGUGGCGUGUGUUUUCGAAAUUCCAACAUUACAACAUUCAUAAAAUUACUUUUGCAAUAUUACACAAAUUUAUAUAAAUGAGUAUUCAGACUAACUGUAAG